This is a messenger RNA of Rotaria sp. Silwood2, 654 nucleotides long. Lineage: Eukaryota; Metazoa; Rotifera; Eurotatoria; Philodinida; Philodinidae. The record is from the annotation of a GenBank genome assembly.
AUGAUUAUGAUCAAACAAUUUCUUUGUAAAUUAUUCUCUGAUAAAUGUCAAUUAAUAUCUUUUCGACUUGAUAUUAGUAAUGAACCUCGAGAUGGUUGUAUUCAUCGAUGUUUAUCAUCAAACUUUUAUAUCUUUUCCAAUUUAAUUCCGUAUGAACAUCAAUCUUAUUGUGUAACUCUUCGUUAUUUAUAUAUCCGAAUUAAUCAAAUACGUUUUCUUGAAGAUCUUAUUGAACAUGUACCUAAUCUUGAAAAAUUAUCAGUUGAGUUAGAUUGUUCAUUAGGUUCGUUUGCACCUUGGAAGAAAUCAAAUGUUGAAAUAUUAAAACAAUCAAAGACAAAUUGGUAUAAUAAAAUAAAAAAAUUAAAAUAUUUUAUUUUAAAAACUUUCAUUGAUGAGGAUUAUGAAUUUAUUUAUUUAAAAUGGCUUCUCAAUAAUUUAAAUUAUAUUGAAAAACUUCAACUUCAUAUUAAACAUGAUAGCUUAAAAAAAAAAAUAUAUCAUAAUAUAAUGAAAUCUUUGAUUGAUGCAAAUUUUAUUCGUCAAUAUUGUUUACCUGAUUUAAUACCGAAUUUAAUUUAUUUUAAUUUUUAUAUUUAUUGGAAAUGUCAAUUAUCAUUUAAUGAUAUUGAAAUAAUAAAAAAUUCAUUUAAA